AUGGAAAAGGACAAGAAGCUUGAAGGCGUUGUCGAGACGACUGCGCUGCUGGUGAACGAGGAUGGAUCCGAUGCUGGUUCGAUCGACCCUGUUUUGAUUGAGCGCGGCCACGCGCGGCGCAUGGGCCACUUGGAGAACUACUUCGCUUUGCUCCAAAGGCAGGAUCUGUACAGUAACUUUUCGAUCUACGGGCAAUUCAACCGUUCGAUCGAUGUGCGGUCGAAGGCGUUUUUGGCGGCGCUGAAAGAUAUCUUUUGCAAGAACCCGAUUUUGGUGCACACGAUCGUGCCCAAGAGGUACCCGUACGAGGAGGAGUACUACCGUAGCGAGGAGUAUUUGAACGAGCCCUUCCCCGAACACGACUACAUCAAAGUGUUGCCUCGGUUAUCUCUUGAGAGUGUAAUCCUCAACUUUCAAGAGACACAGCAGCAAGUGGUUAGUGAGAUUAUUGCACAGUAUCGGAGGGACGAUUACCAGGUGAAAAAUGUGUUGACUGAGCUUGUUUCGCAGAUCCGGAUCCCGAUCUGCGACCCGGGGAAGCCCAAUUGGGGGUUGAUCUGCCUGCCCAUGAAGGUGGAUGACGAGAAGAAGGAGGAAGGCGUAAGGUUUGGGAAGGUGAUCUACGUGAGCAACCACUGUUGUGCGGAUGCAAUGACUGGUAUCAAUCUUUUCCAGGAUAUAAUAGCGAACUUGAACCGUGCCACUGAUGAGAGUGUCUCGGAUGACACUACGAUAUUCGAUUACAGUGUGGACCACUCUGCCAUCUCGAAAAUCCCGAUCCCAAUCACGGACCGGAUCGAUUACCGCCCGGCACUGUCCUCUCUACCCAAAUUCAUGGUUUCUACAAUGUUGAAGAAGUACUUCGACUACAGGUCCAAUGCCCCGGAGACGAAACGGAUCAGUGAGCAGAACGCUAACUGGCACAGUAUUGUGAACUUCCCAUCGGAACAAAUGGACGUGAUCCGCACCGCGGUGCGGACACAGGGUUGUUCCGUGACUGCGUUCUUGCAGACGUGUCUCUCCGUUGCGUUGCAAAACAGCGGCGUGUUCCAAAACAGAAGGUACAGCGAGUUGGGGUUCGACAUCUCCGUCCCCAGCGACACAAGACGUAUCCUGCCCGGUGACUUGGCCGCCGACCAGUACAAGUACGGUUCUAACGUUGCCGGGCUGCACUACAGCUACUUCAUCCCCAGCUUCCAAGAGACCGAGUUCUGGCCCCUGACCCAGUACUACACGGGCGUGCUCCGCGGCGCGGACUACUUGAUAGGGCUCGGCACUAUCAUGCUCGAUUUCGUGUACAAGAAACAGAACAUCGACAAACUGAUCAGCGAGUCGUACCUGGGCAACCGCCGAGGCGGGAUUAUCCUGAGCAACGUGGGCGCACUGGUCACGGGCGGGGCGGAGGCGACCAAAGCGGACCGCUGGACACUGCGGGACCUCAAGUUUGUCCAGGACGUCGGCGUGCUCAACUUCUCGUACGUCGUGAACGUCGUGAGCACCCCGGCGGGCGGGAUGAACGUGUGCCUGAGCUGUGCCCAGGGCAGCCUGCCCAGCCGCGCGCAGUUCGACGCCGUCUGCGCCGAGUUCCAGCACCUCGUAUCCCGCCAGACCCAGACCCAGACCCAGCCCCAGUAG
Molecule: messenger RNA, 1635 nt
Organism: Huiozyma naganishii CBS 8797
Lineage: Eukaryota; Fungi; Ascomycota; Saccharomycetes; Saccharomycetales; Saccharomycetaceae
Gene: ATF2
Product: alcohol O-acetyltransferase
Exons: 1
Coding region: 1-1635 (544 amino acids)
Molecular function (GO): N-acetyltransferase activity
Source: RefSeq, a predicted model, not a curated record